CUCAAAAUCAGAACCCCACACUUCUCUUCGUGCACGCCCAAAAGCCUAUCCAAAAGGUCGGUACAAGAUGGCUUCCUCCCAAGGAGCUCCGCCAUCUCCUACGCAGAGUCGUAGUAAGAAGGGAUUGUUUGUCACUGAGCAACCAAAGCUAGAUCUUGAAUCAUACAUCGCCAACUACACAGGUCGAACAAGACUCGAGCGCAUGAUUCUCAUUGGAAACUGUUCAGCCGUUCUUGGUAUUGAUGCCUUCAAGCUCGCUGUCCGGGAAGCCAAGCUAGGAAAGGACAUUACGAAGUAUCUGGAAGCGCAGACCCCUCUCGAGACAAUUGCACCCAAGGAAAAGGAAGCUGCGAGGGACCUAUCAUGGAUGGAUAAGACGAAGAGUACGAAUGCAGCUGAGACGGCACGGUUGGAAUCCGAAGUGAAGGGAUACAAGAACAACCUGAUCAAGGAAAGCACGCGAAUGGGUAAUGAGGAUUUGGGAAAGCACUUUCAAGCUAUCGGUGAUCUGCCUAAGGCUUUCGAAGCAUUCAGUCGCAUGCGACAAGACGCACAAACCCCAAAGCAUAUCAUUGAUAUCAGCCGACACCUCAUCGAAGUUGCAGUCGAGCAACGCAACUGGAUUGCCGUCACAUCCAACGUACAGAAGAUUAGGGGAGUUAUGGAUAGCAAGGACUCGGACAAGGCUAUUCCACCCUUCCUCUGUGUUGCUGAAGGCCUUUCCAGUCUGGACAGCGGAGAGUACCUGGCAGCUGCUCUGAGCUUCUUGCAAACCGAUUCGGGUAUGAGUUCGAGCGCCAACUCCAUCAUCAGUCCUAAUGAUGUUGCGGUAUAUGGUGGCAUCUGUGCUUUGGCAACCAUGGAGCGCGCAGAGUUGACUAAGAAUGUCCUCGAAAACUCCAACUUUCGAACCUAUCUCGAACUCGAGCCUCACAUUCGACGAGCCAUCGGCUUCUUCGUGAACAGCAGAUACGCCCAAUGUCUGAGCAUCCUGGAGUCCUAUCGCUCUGACUACCUACUUGAUAUCCACCUUCAAAGGCACGUUGAUGACCUCUAUCAGUUGAUUCGAAGCAAGAGUAUCGUCCAAUACUUCAUCCCGUUCUCCUGUGUCACUCUCGACAGUCUCAAUGAACAAUUCGCAGCACCGGGCAAGACGAUCGAGAAGGAGCUUGUUCAGAUGAUUAUGCGCAAGGAGCUUGACGCUCGCAUUGAUACCGUCAAUAGAGUUCUCACUUCGGUUCCGUCCGCACCACGUGCUGCCCUGCAAUCCUCUGUUCUCAAGACUGCUAAAGACUAUGAGCGUGAGGCCAUGAGACGAAUUCAACACAUGAAUAUCCUUGCUGCUGAUGUGGACAUCAAGAGCAGAAACAAGCUUCCUGGUGGGGAUGAUUUCUUCGAUGGUGGUCGAGAGUUACGCUCAGGACGCAACACUGGUUAUUGAAGCAUUCGGAAGACAUUGAUGAGUUACGAGAGGAUGCAUGGCGUAUGAAUGACACGGUCUGAUGCAUAUAACGGCGUUGGCGAAAAGGGCAACGGCAUAUGGUGGCCAAUCUGGUUGCUCACGUGGCGUUUAGAACCGCGAAUGUGCAGAUGAAUGGCAAUGGACUUUGACACUCACUCAUCUGACUCAAGGCAGUCGGAUAAUCCAUCAUCUUUGUAUCUCGUGAACAAGAAUCGGCUACCUAGGAUAGACAUUUACGCCAUAUCACAG
Mollisia scopiformis is the source of this 1711-nucleotide messenger RNA. Its product is annotated as COP9 signalosome-like protein complex subunit 1. NCBI's taxonomy places the organism in Eukaryota, Fungi, Ascomycota, Leotiomycetes, Helotiales, Mollisiaceae. The record is from RefSeq and is a predicted model, not a curated record. Gene Ontology annotation, cellular component: COP9 signalosome. The coding region runs from base 68 to 1441 and encodes 457 amino acids. The transcript has 5 exons.